AUGGAGAAAAUAUUAUUUUCUUGGAUUAUAAGUAAAAAUGAUAUUGAAACAACAAAUUCACUUAAAAUUAUUAGUGAUAAUGGUCUUUUUAUUACAAUUGAAUCUUUAGAAAAAUUUUUUCAACCAUUUUUGUCACCUUUAAAUCUUUUUGAAAAUGAUACUCAAAAAGAAAAAAAAUUAAAAUAUGGUUUAAAAACAAUUGAAAUAAUGAAUUUAUAUGAAAUGUUAAAAAAUUUAAUUACAACUAAUAGAGGAAAAAAACCAAAUAAAAAUUAUUUUGUUUAUAGUUUUAGAGAUCCAAUGUUUAAUGAAUUAUUAAAUGAUUAUAAUACACCAUCAUCAAAUGUUACAAGUUUACCAAUAUUUAUAAUAUGUUUAGAUAUUCUUAGAAAUAAUAAAAAUCAAUUAAUUAAACCAAAAUUAGAAAAUUCAAAAACAAUAAUUAUAGCGCCACCAACACAAAUUAUUUCAAAAAAUGAUAAUAAUUAUAAUAAUAAUAAUGAAAUUGAUAAUUCAAUUCCAUUUUUUAAAAUUUGGAGAAAUUCAGUUUUAAGGGGUGAAAUUAUUUCAGAAAUUAAAAUUUUAAAUAAUCAUCUUGGUAAAUUUACAUUUUAUUCAAUUAAUGAAAUGGAAAAAUAUAAAUAUAAAAAUUAUUUAAAUCAUGUUGUAUUGGAUUUUAAAAAAGUAAUGGAUAAAAACCUAUUUAGAUAUGAAGGUGAUAUGUUUAAUAAUUAUUUUGAAAAUUGUUUACCACCUUGUAUUAAAAGUUUAGAAAUAAAUGGUGGUUUCAAUUUCUUUAUUAAACCAUGUUCGUUCCCAACAUCAUUAACAUAUCUUCAAUUUGAAACUGAUAGAAAUAAUAAUAAAAUUGGGGAAAAGAAUGUAAUAUUAAAUUAUCCAGUAAAUAAUCAAUAUUUUAAAAAUUUUAAAAAUUUAAAAAUUGUAAAAUUUGGUGAAGAUUUUCAUUCAUCAAUUAAUGAAAAUUCAAUACCAGAAGGUAUUAAAAAUGUUGAAUUUAAAAAUGAUUUUUCAGAUUUCCUACUACUAAAUUCAAAUAUUUUCCCAAAAACAUUAAAAUCUCUAACUAUUGGUAGUAGUAAUAUAAACAAAAGUAAUACUAAUAAUUAUGAUACACAUGGAAAAGAAUCGUCAUUGUAUUUACCAAAAACAAUUACUUCAUUGAAUUAUUAUGGAAAUUCAAUUUUACCAAAUUUAUUUUUAAAUGAGAGUUUAACAAGGUUGAAUAUAAAAUGGCCAAAAAAUCAUUUAAUUAAAAAAGAAAAUUUCCCACAAAGGUUAAAAUAUUUAACACUUGAAGUUGGUAAAGAUAAAGAUAUUAAAAAAAAUUCAUUUCCUACAUCAAUUAUAAAGUUAAAAUUAUGUAAUUAUAAUAAAAUAAUUGAACCAGAUGUUUUACCAAAGAAUUUAGAAUACCUUUCAUUUAAAGACACAAUUUCAAAUAAUCGUAUACUAUUGAAAAAGUAUCAACCAACUUUAAUAAAAGGAUCUUUACCAAUAACUUUAAAAACUUUAAAACUUGGUGAACAUCAUUUAUAUAUGGAUGUUUUAAUCAAAGGUGUUUUAACACCAUCACACACAAACUUAACAAUAUUAUCAGUUGUUAUUAGAAAUCCAAUAGAUUAUAAACUAUCUUCGCUAUCAAAUAUUUUAAAGGUUGAAAAUGAUAUAAUGGAAAGAUCAAUAAAAUGGAGAAAAAAUAAAUUCAUUCCAGAAUCUUUAAAAUUAAUAAUUUGUAAAACCAAUUUACAAUAUCCAUUAUUGUUUAAUCUAUUUCAUAGUAGUGAACCUAAUAAUAAUAAUAACAAUAAUAUUGCGGGAAUUCCAACAAUUGUUAAAUUGGAUGAAGAUUGUAGAGAUGAUAUAACACCAAUUUCAAUGGUAAAAUCAUUAACAUCUUUAAAGUUAAAUGAUUCAUUUGAUAAAAUAAUCUACAUUACUCAAUUACCAAAUUCAUUAUUGCAUUUAAAUUUUGGUUGCACAAAUUCAAUUUUCACUAAAAACAUCAUUACAAAUUCAAUACCAAUAGGUUUAAAAACAUUAAUAUUACCCCCAUUUUUUGAUGGUUUAUUAAAUAUAGAUGAACAUUUCCCAAAUUUAGAAAUAUUAGUAAUUGGACUUUCAAACCCAUCAAAUGUACUCUAUGAUCCUUUAAAAUCUUUAAAAUUAAAAUUUGUUUUUGUUUUCAAUGAAAAUAAUAAUUUUUUAUUUAAUCAUAAAUAUAAUAAUAUUAAAACAAUACUUGAACCAAUAUUAAAAAUAAUACCAUUAAAACAAUUUAAAAAAAUUAAUAAAUAA
This is a messenger RNA of Dictyostelium discoideum AX4, 2316 nucleotides long. RefSeq lists its product as hypothetical. The transcript has 2 exons. Bases 1 to 2316 code for a protein of 771 amino acids. The record is from RefSeq and is a predicted model, not a curated record. NCBI's taxonomy places the organism in Eukaryota, Evosea, Eumycetozoa, Dictyosteliales, Dictyosteliaceae.